Messenger RNA from Frankliniella occidentalis (western flower thrips), 2515 nucleotides. RefSeq lists its product as uncharacterized. Gene Ontology annotation, molecular function: cysteine-type deubiquitinase activity. NCBI's taxonomy places the organism in Eukaryota, Metazoa, Arthropoda, Insecta, Thysanoptera, Thripidae. Gene Ontology annotation, biological process: protein deubiquitination. The record is from RefSeq and is a predicted model, not a curated record. The coding region runs from base 195 to 2348 and encodes 717 amino acids. The transcript is spliced from 12 exons.
CUUUUGUGCAGGUGUUUUCCAAUGCAUCUCUAGAUGAAUUAUUGCACUUAAGAAAAGGCUUAUACAUAGCUAUCUAUGAAUUGGAAGGCUUCACAACGGAAACAAAUAUCCCUGACUUAUUGUGUGGUGAUGGAGCAGCGAUACCUCACAAUAACAGCCCACCACUUCCAGACAUUCUGUCAGAUCUCGAUACAAUGCCUUCAGCAGCUAUGCCUGUUAAACCACCUGAAAAGCCGAACAGCAGCUUUUACACUUUUCAAUCUAUAAGAAACUCUUGUUGUAGUUCAACAAAGUUAAAAAAUAAUCAUUUUGAUGUUGGUUUAUCAAAUGUUGACAAUAUCCCUCUCUUUGUAAAUGCUGUUCUCCAGAUGCUUUUUCAUGCUCCACAUUUUGUGGAGUAUCUUUUAGAGGAUACUGAGCACAGGCAUACUUGUAAAUUAUUCCUGCACUGUUUAACAUGUGGUUUUUUCCGGCUGAUGUCCACUAUGAGAGAGGCUAAAAUUGGUCAUCCAACAUUGCACCUUCAUGAACUAUUCAUGGGAAAGUAUCAGGACUCUUUAGAUUUCCUGCAUGGAAUCCUCCAAACUCUUUCUGUGGAGCACAUACUCCGAAAAAAUCAUAAGAACAUUACUUUUGAUGUAAUUUGUCAGUCCCCAAUCAACCAUAUGUUUCAGGGUGUCAAAAGAUGUACAGUUUCCUGUCCGUGUGGAGUCAAAAUAAAAAGUGGAGACAUACCAUUUUACUUUGUUUCUGUGCCUGAUUUGACAGCUGUUGCAGAUGAGUUGUGGAAAGAAGAAACAAUCCCCUGUCCUAGCUGUGCUGUUCAGCAUUCUACUUGGAGGACCACCUCGGUGGAUAUGCCCCCAUACCUUCUAAUUUCCUGGAAAAAUAAUACCAAAGAAUCUGUAUUAUUGGGUAUCAGCAGUCUAACUGUCCACCAUCACAAGUAUGAGUUACUCUCCUGUAUUGCUGAAUCAGAUAGAAGUUCUCCUCAAAUAACAACUGUGUGCCCAGACGGUUCUCUUCGGGUGUUUGAGGAUACAAAGAUUCGCUUGACAUCAUAUGGAAAUUUUUUGAUUUCUUCUGAACUUAAACAAGCAGACUUAUUACUGUUGUAUAAGCAAAAUUCAAGUAACCCCGGCACAUUGGAUAAAAGCGUUUCAAGAAAGGGAAGACCCCCAGGGCCAACAAGGAAAAUUAUAAGUCUUCAAUCUGAGGAUACAUCUGAUAUUGAUAAUGAUUUAUUAGACACAAACGACAUUGAUGACUCUGAGGAUGACUCAAAGAAAAUGAAAUCGAAGAGUACCCAAACAGAUAAACCAAUAUUGGAAGAUGUAGGAGUCCAAGCAAAUUUUGUCACAUAUGACAGGUGCUCAUUACGUAAAGACUUUGAGUUUUUCACUGGACUAUCAUCUGAGAAUUUUGAAGCAUUGUAUGCGUUGAUAGGAGGGGAAAAUAUUAUGUCCAGACUAAAGUAUGAGUACAAGCAAACUACUCCCACAAAAGUGAAGGACGAGGAGCAUCUAAAAGUUGGAUAUAAGGACCGCCUGCUGAUGUUUCUUUUACGCCUACGAAGAGGCUAUCCUCUUGUAGACCUAGGUGUUCUUUUUGGAAUUGGUAAAUCGCAUGCAGGAAAUAUCUGCUAUACAAUGACUAACUUACUCUACUUCACGCUAAAAAAUAUUGAAGCAGAUUGCUUUCCAUCUGCUGCGGAACAGAGGCUAAAUAAACCAAUGCAAAUGUGGCCCUUUAAACGACUCAGAAUAAUUUUGGAUGGUGUGGAAUUUCGAAUUGAGAGCCCCAGUAACUUUCAGAUGCAAGGUAACACAUAUUCCCAGUAUAAGUCUGAUAAUACUGUCAGAGUUAUCAUAGGAAUCUCCUGCUCUGGGGGGACUGUUUAUGUGAGCCCUGCUUGCGAAGGAGCUUUGACUGAAAAAGAAGCAGUUUUAACAAGUGGACUUUUGUCUCGUUUAAAUAAGAAAGAUCAAGUUAUGACAGACAGAGGAUUUGAAAUUACUUCAGAACUGCAAGCCAUUGGUGUGGAGCAUAUAAAGCCACCUAGCUUGGGAGAGCGCCCAUGCCUCACAGCAGAAGAAGAGGUGCUGACCAAAGCAAUAGCUAGUGUAAGAAUAUAUAGUGAGCACGCUAUUGCUGAUAUAAAAGACAAUCGUUUGCUGCGGGGCACUAUACCUCUAAAACUCUAUGCCUCUCUUCCUUAUUUGGUGUAUAUUGCUGCUUAUCUUAGAAACUUUUCCCCUCCAAGAAUAAUAACUAAAUGCUUCAAACAUUCGACAAACCCUGAAUCAUCAGAGCCACCUACUCCCAACUCUCCUUCACUUCAACAGUAAACCCUGCGAAGGAGGGAUUUGUUUCUCAAAAGUAAAUGAAAUUUUGUGAAAGCUAGCAAAGCUGAUUAAAAAAAUACAAUAGGAAAAAUAUUAUGAUAAUGAAUUGUUUUGUGCUGAUAUUAACUCCUGAUCAAAACCAUUAUUUGAAUUGUAAAAAUGUACUUUUU